Messenger RNA from Carassius gibelio (silver crucian carp), 1088 nucleotides. Its product is annotated as collagen alpha-1(XXV) chain-like. The record is from RefSeq and is a predicted model, not a curated record. The transcript has 3 exons. Bases 371 to 760 code for a protein of 129 amino acids. Lineage: Eukaryota; Metazoa; Chordata; Actinopteri; Cypriniformes; Cyprinidae.
AAGGAGGGGCUUGUCCGUCCGCGACAGAGAGUAGAGAAGGGUCCCGUGGUGAGCGCUGCAGAGCCGUGUAGUUUGUGUCAGGACUCAGGUUUCAUUCUGAGAGAGACUCAAGCGCGCAGCAGUGAGACAAACCCGUCAGAUGGCACGACCGAGGCACACAGACUCCCACUAGAGCCGGAGCUCACUCUACCAUUAUCUCCAUGCACUUGAAUGAGCAGCAUGCCUCAGUUGAGGUCGUUUUGAAGAUUGAUAUUUUCACGUGAAAAGCGGUUUAAUUGUCUGAGAGGAGAACUUUAAUUGAUUUAUUUUGAGCAAGACCCUGUUCAGUCGUAGAUAAACAUCUUAUAUAGCCCACAUAAGUCUCACAGACAUGGAGGACAUGAAGUUGCGAGUAUCAGCUCAGUCCAGUCUGGAGAGGACCUGCGGUCAGCAUCCCUGCCAAAAGCGCCUUCUGACGAACUGGAGGGACGCGUGUGCAAUCUUCGUGUGUUUGAUCUCGUUUGGAGUUUGUGUGUUGCUCUACCUGAGGACGUCAGAUCUGCAAUCCAGGGUGCUCAGUUUGGAAAAGGACAGAGACCCCCGUGUCUCCAGUUGGAUCUCUCUGGAACAGGUGGAGCCUGUCCUGUGGAGUCGACUGGAUCAGAUACUAGAGGAGAAAUUAGCAGCACGUCUGCCGAAGAUCCGGGCGGCUCGGGAUGCACCUCACAGCUGCAACUGUCCACCAGGUCCUCCUGUAAGUAGAUGUUGGUCCCUUUGUUGACUGGAUUGUGGUAAUGUGACCCAAACUCUGUGGCUUUCUGUGUAUUUGUGUGUGUUUUGAGAGUGUGAAUUUAUUUUUCAUAUGUCACUACCGAUGGAGGGCUGAUUACACGACUUCAUUCACACAAUGGAAACUGUUGGUUUAGUUUCCUUCUGCCACACACAAAAAACACCCACACUGUCAUCUGUCAGAAAAAGAGCUUGUGUUUUGUACUCAAGGUGAAGUGUGCACAUUUUUGAUGUUGAGAUACUUUAUAAAAUCGAGUUUAAUGUGAAGAGAUUCUGCGAUUCCCAUUAAGCAUGGCUCUUUUUAAACAUUCUGAGCAGUA